AAACAACUGAGAAAGCCUACAGUGAACCCGGGGCUUUUUGAGCCUUUUUUAAGCAGGUAAUUCAGCCUUUGAUACUAAUAGAUUCAGAUGAAAUAAUUAAACCCAUUGCCAUAGUUUCAUGUUUUUUAAAUAUAUACUAUUAAGCCUAGGAUAUCUCGUUCAACAUAACAAAUUUUCACACUCUUAUUUUGAAGCCUCAAAUCCCAUGUCUUCCGGUCCCGUUUGGCGCUGUUUGCGUGUCACUUGACUCGUCAUGGUGUGAUAGGAGGGGACAAUCCUGAACCGUACUCAUUUCUGCUCUUACGUCCCCCGCCGGAGAAAGUGUCCGCUGGUUCCGAUGAAACAACUCAGUCGUAACUCAGGGUGUAUUUCAUAACCCGGGCCGACCAUCCUCCCACAUGCGCUGACACACGUCUCCAGAUAUUACACACAUCCCGUCGGGCGGCGGAGGGAACCUUUUGCUUGGCUGGCUUGACACAUAGUGAAUACAUUACCAGAGACGCGCAGAGGUGGUGGGGGGGAAGAUGUUGCUGAAGGAGUACAGGAUAUGCAUGCCCCUCACGGUGGAGGAGUACCGGAUUGGGCAGCUGUACAUGAUCAGUAAACACAGCCAUGAGCAGAGUGAUCGAGGGGAAGGGGUGGAGGUCGUCCAGAACGAACCCUAUGAAGACCCGACACACGGCCAAGGACAGUUCACAGAGAAACGAGUCUACCUCAACAGUAAAUUACCCAGCUGGGCUCGAGCAGUGGUUCCCAAAAUCUUCUAUGUGACAGAGAAAGCGUGGAACUACUACCCUUACACCAUAACAGAAUAUACUUGCUCAUUCCUGCCCAAGUUCUCCAUCCACAUAGAGACAAAAUAUGAGGACAACAAAGGAUGCAAUGACAAUAUCUUCGACACCGAGCUGAAGGAGCAGGAGAGGGAGGUGUGUUUCAUCGACAUCGCCUACGAUGAGAUCCCCGAGCGCUACUAUAAAGAGUCUGAGGACUUGCGAUAUUUCAAGUCAGAGAAGACGUCACGGGGGAUACUACAGGAGGGCUGGAGGGACACACAGGAUCCCAUCAUGUGCUCAUACAAACUGGUCACCGUCAAGUUUGAGGUGUGGGGUCUGCAGACACGCGUGGAGCAGUUCGUACACAAGGUGGUUCGUGAUGUGCUGCUGCUGGGACACAGACAGGCAUUUGCCUGGGUGGAUGAGUGGAUUGACAUGACAAUGGAUGAGGUGAGAGAAUUUGAGCGCACCAUCCAGGAGGCCACCAACCAGAAGAUUGGGAUGUUUCCCCCGUCCAUCUCCAUCAGCGAGACGCCCCUGUCCUCCUGUGCUCUCACCGGCCCUGCCAGCGCCCCCUCCACCCCCAUGUGCACUGAUGCGCCUGAGUCCCUCUCUGUCCCCAAGGACCGACCCCGCAAAAAGUCUGCUCCAGAAACCCUGACCCUCCCCGACCCUGUGCCAAGCGGCGUCCCCCAGGGCUCUACCCUGAGCCCACUACCCAUUUCAAACCACCUCCAGUCAUCCACACCGCCCUCCUCCAACUCUGAUCUUGCUGAGAUGGACAAGCAGUAGAGGGACCUUUGGAUGUCACACCCCUUGCUUAACUUAUGCCCUCAACGCCAUUGUCUUAGUAGCCCAGUGAGACUAGCCUAACCUCCAAACACCAGUGCCCAGACAUUCAAGUUCUCUAGCCAUAUCCAAUGAUUUUCCAUAAUCCUGGACACACAGCAAUCGCUCUAGAAGUCUUCAUCAGUGUCACUGAUACCAUCUAGGCAGCUGUACGCUCAGCCACCCUGACGUGGCAGACUUCCUCUUGCUGUGAGUCAAGCCAGCGAUAUGUCUUAUCUAUUAUAACAACACCCUUGAUGUCUAAUCAAAACAAAGAAUUAUUAUAUAUAAUUAUUUUAGUUGAGCAGUACAUCCUUACGUUAUAUGAGUAAAUCAUUCUCAUUGUUUCUUUAGUUAUGUUUUCUUCAAUCAGAUGAGCUGAUUGCUUUCAAGCUAUUUAACAAUGAAGUAGUUGCCUUAGCACCAAAGAGCCAGUGGUGUUUAUUAGUUUUGACAAUGUGUGCAAAUGAAUGACAAAUAUCAUCCCUUUCCAGUCUGUAGAAUGACUGUAUGCAUUAAAUUAGAAAUGAAAUCAGUGGCUCAAAGUGGAGUAGCACAGUAGACCCAAUAUUUUAGACUAACACACAUACCAGAAAAACAGCCAAGUGCCCUCAUGAAACUAUCACCUAGCAACUGUGUCCUGAGCCAUCCAAACUGGCCUGUGGAUCAGAUUGCGUCCAUCCUUUUCCAUCCCAAACUCCAAUUAUACAACAAAUGCAAGAACAGUACAAUCAUCGAGAGUUUGCACCUCAGGUCUCCCCAACUCUACCUGGCUCACACUCCAAAGGCAGGGAUAUUACUGUACCUUUCUGUCCCUGCUUAUUGCCAAACAGCCACAUUUUAUACCUCCACAGAUAUUACAAUACAGCAACUACUGUAUGUACUAUACCAAUAUACUUAACCCUUAGAAUGUUUACACAUGAGAAACCUUGGAGCAUUUGCAUAUUAGCCGCAACAUUUUAGGUUAACCUGUUGUUAUAUCUGCACUUGCGGUUUUAGCAUGAAAGUUUGAUGAUUCUAAAUGAUUCUAAAAUUGAAUUUGUUGAAGUUUAUUAUUGCAUAUAUCUUACUCAAGUUGACUGAGAGGUCAGUACCAAAAGAAGAAGGAAAAAAAAAAAAAACCUUAGUCAAAUAUUGCCUGAAAUUAAUGCUGGACAUCUCAUGUGACAUAAACGUGAUCCAAUUUUAUCAAAUCAGCAAAUCAUUAUAAUGUCAUAUGUAGGAACAAGGCCAUUUUGGGGAAUUUUUAAGCAGUGACUGAUCUUUGUGCACAGUGGAGGUAAUGAAAAACCCAAAGCUUGAUUUGAGAAGAAGGGCACGUGCAUCAAGCUGACUUGAGUAUGUGCUUUGUUGGCUAUGAAACGUUUGCAGAGAUGCUGAUACUUUUGCCUUGCUAGUGCUGGUUGGUAAUACCAAGCCAGUGCUUUGGUGAGAGCAUAAAAUGAUUUUGGAACAGGAACAUCCUUUGCAGUGACCCAUUGUUUGUGCUGGGCUUGCACUGCUAAUUUCCAUGUAAAACCCUGAAGGAGAAACAUAUACAUGAAGACAGAAAGUUAUUCUUUGAUGGAAAACCCUCUUUUUCCAUACAAUGAUAUUAUUCAAAGAAAGGGUUUUUAUAUGCUGCAUGGAAUGAUUAUAACAUAUAUACAUAUUAUGUGAGGUAUAUAUAUGUAUAUACUGUAAAUGGCUGGAUUGGUACAGUACUUUUGGUGAUGCAGCUGUUUGAAAAAAAGUGAAUGCUAACUUUGGAAGCUCUGUAGUAAUUUUGUAUAAUAGAAAAAGCUGAUUUUGAGUGAAAUGUAAGCAUGCCCAGAGAAUAUACUGUAGGCCUACAAACUCUUUUCAACUCAGUGCCUCUGCAUGCAACAAUUGUAUUGUCACCUACAUAUGUGUAAACCAAAAUCUCUUAUAUUUCAGCUAUAGACACACAGAAUUUCAUUGCAUUUCUCUGCCUGUUUUCUAUCGCAAAUGUUGCAUUUAACCUAUAAUUAAAAGUGGGCCACAGCCCCACUCACAGCAGCUGAACUACAACAUUAUCAGAUCAAUCAUAUCAAACUACAUCAUCAGACUUUCAAGUAACAGGGCUAACUUGCUAUUAUUUUUUAGGAAAUUAGUACAUUUUUGUUCCCCUACUCAUACCAAUUACUUCUAACUUUACAGCGCAAAUGCAUUUUGCACUUUCCAGUCUUUGAUACCUUAUUUGACAAUGAAGGAAUGUGUUACAUUACAGUCUUGUUCGGUUUGUUGGACCAAAGUCCUAUAAUACAGCAUAGUGACUUCGAAGAGAGCAGGUUGAAGAGAGAGAGUCCUCAGUGGUCUUGCCAUAAAAUAUUGUUAAUAUUAUGUACAGUUUCUCACUUGCUUUUGUUAAAAAACAAAACAAACUGUAGCUAUUUAUCUGUAACUGUAGCUUUUGUCUUUGCCUUUUGAGGAUAAAAAUGUUAUAUAAUACCAGUUACCGGCCCUCUGUAUUGAUCUAUUAUGUAUAGAUUAUACAUACAUAGAACUCUGGUAUUGACCAUCUCUCUUGUCAGGAACACAGAGAUCCAGGGAUAGAUCCAGAUCUACCACGGGCUAUUAAAAAUAAUGCAAAUUAUCCAAUUGUGUAACAUUAAACUCUGCUCUGUUUAAAAGAGUAACAUAUUAGGUAUUGUAAAUACUGUUGUUAAUGACUAAUAGAGUAGGUUUCUUACAUUGAAUCUGUUACGAGUUGCAUUGCUGGUGUGACAUGAAUGUGGUCAAAGAUUUUAAAUGGACAGAGAAGGAUAUUAUUUAGUGUUUGUGUGAUAAUGACGUCUUCACAGACAUGAAUUAAAAGUUUGUUUUAAUCUAGGAGUAAUAUGUGUCUGUAUCUAUGAAGUCAUUGUCAUCUAUUGAGGAUACUCAAUUCAGUUAAGUUUACUCUUCUCAAUUGAGUAUCAAGACUCCUCAUUGUGGUGGUGUACUUUGGAUUCUUCAGUUGCUUUUGGUGACCCUGCAGGGCAAAAUUAUUUGUACACAUAGCAAAACAAAAUGAAGCUUUUCUUUUUAGUGGGGUGGCUGCUUAGACGUUUACUUGCCAUAUUAAUUAAAAGGUGAUUGGCUUUUCCGUUGUUUCUUUUUCUUUUCUUUUUUUUUUGUUGGUAGUAGUAAACCUGCUGUACUUUGAUUUUGUGGUUGCUGUAUUGUUUGAAGGAAAAAUCUGAAUUAGUUUAUCAUUAUUUCUUUUGAUAAAAGGACCAAGCUCUUCACUCCUCCUCCCCUCUUCCUAAUGCAGUUUGCAUUCGGCCAGGCUGUUGUGCUGUCUCUUGAUAACUGGGACCUGUCUCGUCAUCCAGGAUCAAUGAGUAAGCUGGAGAACUGCACUGAGUGAAACCAGGAGCAGCGCAGUGUACUUCUGCCUGUGUCAAAGAGCUCAGGUGUGGUUCUAGCUUAUCCAGCUUUCUUCAUUAAUCCUGCUUUGUGAGACAGACCCCAGAAGUGCCAUUCUUGAUCGGCUGCUGGAAGUCGCUCUUAGUUCUUCCACUUUAACUAUUAUUGUAUUUGUUAUAUUUUUACUGCCCUUUGAGGUUCAUUUGGUUCUUUGUUGUAAUUAUUGUUUUACUUUUCUGAAAUAGACAAAUAAACUUUACUAGCUAUUGCA
This is a messenger RNA of Lates calcarifer (barramundi perch), 5223 nucleotides long. Its product is annotated as phosphatidylinositol transfer protein cytoplasmic 1. Gene Ontology annotation, biological process: phospholipid transport. Gene Ontology annotation, molecular function: phosphatidylinositol transfer activity; phosphatidylinositol binding. Gene Ontology annotation, cellular component: cytoplasm. NCBI's taxonomy places the organism in Eukaryota, Metazoa, Chordata, Actinopteri, Centropomidae. Bases 525 to 1565 code for a protein of 346 amino acids. The record is from RefSeq and is a predicted model, not a curated record. The transcript is spliced from 9 exons.